Molecule: messenger RNA, 174 nt
Organism: Coniophora puteana RWD-64-598 SS2
Lineage: Eukaryota; Fungi; Basidiomycota; Agaricomycetes; Boletales; Coniophoraceae
Exons: 1
Source: RefSeq, a predicted model, not a curated record
CUACCAAAGGGUACUGCGAGGAAACUCAUACCUAAGUUCAUUGGCCCUUAUUGGAUUAUCAAUGACUUUCGCAAUAACUUGUUCUGUGUGGAACUGCCAGCGCAUCUACAACAGCGAGGGGUUCACAAUGUCUUCCAUGCUUUGUUGUUGAGGAUUUAUGUCCCGAAUGACGAC